This is a messenger RNA of Metopolophium dirhodum (rose-grain aphid), 1347 nucleotides long. RefSeq lists its product as uncharacterized. Lineage: Eukaryota; Metazoa; Arthropoda; Insecta; Hemiptera; Aphididae. The record is from RefSeq and is a predicted model, not a curated record. The transcript is spliced from 4 exons. Gene Ontology annotation, molecular function: DNA binding. The coding region runs from base 70 to 972 and encodes 300 amino acids.
GAACGGUCCUACGUCAUUUGAAUAUUAUUAUUAUAAUAUUUAAUACAAAUUUUAAAUUUGAAUACAAAUAUGAGUUUCUCUUUUGAUUUGGAACAUUUUAUUAUCGAGAUAUCUCAAGAAGAGUCCAUUUGGAAUUUAGAAUCAAAAGAUUAUCACGACAAGAUUAAGAAAUAUAAAAGUUGGUCCAGGGUUGCAAAGGCUACUUUAAAUGAUUUUGACAGUCUCGACGAAACUGGGAAGAGAGAAAAAAUCAUUGAAUUGCAAAAAAAGUGGAAAAACUUGCGAGACACAUACAAAAAAAAAUGUAUUACAAAGUCUGGCCAGGCAGCUAAUAAAAAAAAAAAAUACGUAUUCUCGGAAAUUUUAGAGUUCUUGCGACCAACAAUGGAAAAUAGAAAAACAGAAGGAAAUUUUAACCACGAAAGUGACGAAGAGGAGACGGAGGACGAACAAGGCAACAAUUUGCAAACAGUGGAGGAGGAUUUAAUUGAAGGGAAUUGUGUCAAUGAUGAAAUCACUAAAUUUAAUUCAAAUCCUGUUUUGGAAACAUCAAUGACAUCUACAACAGUAAACAAAAAUGUAAAACCUAUGCCGAAACGUACGAAACCAUCAAAAAAAAUUAACUUUGAGGAUGAGUUACUAAAGUCUCUUAGGAGUGAAAAUGAAGCCACUGACCCAGACAAAUCAUUUCUAAUGUCCCUUUUGCCUCAAAUGAAAUCUAUCAGUGAGGAUAAAAAGCCAAUGCUCUACAUUGAAUUAAUAAAUGCUAUACAAAGAGUAAAAAAUAAUGAUAAUACAUCAAUGUAUCGUCAAGGAUAUAAUCAGAGCAAUUUUCCACUCGGAGGAUAUUCGCAGACAGUAUCUGGACCAACAAUGUACUCUCAACCUGCAGUAAUACAUUCUAGUCUUCCUACUUAUAAUCAUGAGUCACUGCAGCCAUCUUUUUCAGAUAGUUCUAUUAAUUUACAUUAAGUAGGUAACUAAAUGUAUCAGAAGUUUUAUAAUUUAGAACAUAUUUCACAGGACGUGCACUUACUUUUAAUAAUUUUUUUUUAAAUUUAAUUAAGACUAUUUUAAUCUAUUAUUUAUAAUCUAAAACACCAGCGUAUUUUUUUUUAUUUCACAACUAUUUCUCCUAAGUAUUGUUAAACUGGAAAAUAUUUUUUUUAUUAUAUGAAAUUAUAUAAUUUGUAUAGCUUUUUGACACAGGUUUUUUAAUAUUACCUAUAUUAAUGAUUUAAUAAUUUGUGUUAUUUUUAUUAUAAAUAUUUAGAGAACUAAGGCUGCUACAUAAAAUUAUUUUUAUUUUAUAGAGAAAAUAUAUAUAAAAUUAAUUUUGCGAUUUCA